Molecule: messenger RNA, 960 nt
Organism: Andrographis paniculata
Lineage: Eukaryota; Viridiplantae; Streptophyta; Magnoliopsida; Lamiales; Acanthaceae
Exons: 8
Coding region: 102-791 (229 amino acids)
Biological process (GO): ribosomal large subunit biogenesis; rRNA processing; ribosomal large subunit assembly
Cellular component (GO): nucleolus; preribosome, large subunit precursor
Molecular function (GO): RNA binding
Source: RefSeq, a predicted model, not a curated record
AAUUAGGGUUUAAAAAAAACCCUAAUACCUUCACCGCUACAUCAUUCACGACAUCUCCGCUCGUCUCCGUGCCGGUGUGACGCUAAAGUUUGUCGGUAAAUAUGCCGAAAUCUAAGCGUAACAGGCCAGUAACUCUAUCGAAGACAAAAAAGAAAGGAAGAGAGCACAAGGAAAACGUGGUGAAUUCAAUACGGGAUGCGGUGGAAAAGUACGAAUCAGUUUACGUCUUCUCUUUCGAGAACAUGAGGAAUCUCAAGUUCAAGGAAUUCAGAGAGCGGCUCAAGUCUUCAAGCAGAUUUUUUCUAGGUUCUAACAAAGUUAUGCAAGUUGCUUUGGGUAGAUCGGUUGCUGAUGAGAUCAGACCAGGGCUUCACAAGAUUUCGAAGCUUCUUCGUGGGGAUUCCGGACUUUGUUUCACCAAUGUGCCAAAAGAAGAAGUUAAAAGAAUAUUUGAUGAAUACGAAGAUUAUGAUUUUGCUAGGACUGGAAGUAUGGCAACAGAGACGGUAGAGCUUAAAGAAGGACCUCUAGAUCAGUUCACCCAUGAGAUGGAGCCAUUCUUGCGCAAACAGGGAAUGCCCGUUCGGCUAAACAAAGGUGUGGUGGAGCUCGUUGGCGACUUUGUUGUAUGCGAGGAAGGAAAACCACUAUCGCCGGAGGCGUCUCGCAUACUGCGCCUAAUGGGUAUGAAGAUGGCAACCUUCAAACUACACUUAAUUUGUCGAUGGGGCUCGGAUGAUUUUGAAGUUUAUAAAGAGGGUUUGGAAGAUUCUGACAUCGAAUCUUCAUGAAAUCACAUCACCACAUUUCUCUCUAUUAUGUAAGACUGUAAUACUAAUUUUUGCUUAGUUGCUUAUAAUAUGCAUCAUGAAAAGAUUUGAGUGCUUGCUUGUAGUUCUUGUGAAAUGGCAAGGAAUCUUAUUUAAUUUUAAAAAUUUUCAAUUGAAAUUGUGGCAUGAA